AUGGGGCAGGACACCAAUAUGCUAAACACCCACCAGCAGUUGGUCAGGACCACAUCGGGGAGACCAGGGCAGGACACGAGGCUUCAGGCUAUGGGGACAGGCAUAGGACUACUCAAGCUUCUGUCCAGCAUCCCCCAAGUGGAGCUGGAGAGCCGGGGGAGUGGCGACAGAGUGCCAAUUCAGGGCCGGCAGCAGAGGUCGCAGAGCGUAGGGCAGACGGCAAAGAAGGACCGCAGGCCCAGGGGUCGGAACAAGAAAGGACAGGGCUCCGCUGAGGCUGAGGAUCUCUUCCCCCCUCCUCCUCGGAAACCCUCUUUCCCCUUCCAGUGGGCCUGGGAGAGCUUCACCACAGAUGGCCAGGCUCUGCUUCAGCCAAGAUCCCCUUCGGCCCCUGGCCACCAAGCCCUGCCCCGGUCCCGCGUGGCCCCCCAGCGCAAGUCCAGGCCCCAGUCCACGGCCAACCCCCCAGAGGAGCAAAACCUGGAGAGGAGGGAGCAGCUCGGGGCCUGGGGUGGCAUCCCCAUCCCUCCUGGCAAAGAGGACAGCCAAGGGCCAGAGCCACCCAGUGAGUGUGGCCUCUGGCCUCCUGGGAAGAGGUCAGGAUCAGGAUCGGAGUCUGAGGAGGCUGCUGAGCUGGAAGGGCCAAGUGCUGAGGAGGGUCUGAGCCCUGGGGAACUGCUCCAGCUCCCCAGGAGGGGGUCAAUCAUGGAGGAGGAGCAGUUCUCAGAGGCCACAGAGGAGGGUGAGGAGGAGGAGCACAGGGCCCCUCCCAGAAGGAGCAACAGUUCUCAGAAAAAGGGGCAGAAUUCUGGAGAGGAAGCCUUGGAUGAGGGGGAACUGCAGGGCCAGAGCCCGGGAAGCAGCUCCAGCCCCAACAACCUCCAAGAGCCGCAGAGGAGGAAGCUGGGCGCCAAGGAGCGGGACGGGCCCGGGGAGCGGGACGGGCCUGGGGACCUGGAGAAGCUGCACGGGCAGCUACAGCAAGACUCCUACUGUGGCCCCCCAAAACAUCCCUGCAAGGCUUUGCGGGCUGCUUUCCAGGCCUCCAACCAGAGUGGGAAAGCCCAGGCCUCGGGAGAUGAAACCUUCCCGUUUGCCAACUUCCCUAAUCGCACCUUCCAGAAACGACAUGAGGCCACCAGAAGCCUGCUGCAGGCCUGGGAGCGGCAGCAGCAGGCGGAGCGGCAGCAGGCUGAGCAGCGGCGUGCCCGGGAGCAGCGGGUGCAGAAGCAGGUGGCCCGCUGCUUGGCAGCCUACAAGCCCAAAGGGAGCCCGGGGCCCAGCGCCACACAGCGCAAGCUGGAGGAGCUAAGGCGCCAGGAGCGACAGCGCUUUGCUGAGUACCAGGCAGAGUUGCAGGGCAUCCAGCACAGGGUACAGGCCCGGCCCUUCCUGUUCCAGCAGGCUAUGCAGGCCAACGCCCGGCUUACCGUGACCCGGCGCUUCUCCCAGGUGCUGUCAGCACUGGGACUGGAUGAAGAGCAGCUGUUGGCUGAGGCAGGAAAAGGGGACACACAGGGCACCUCCAGGAAACCCAGGAGUCAUAAGUCAAUGGGGGUGAGAAUGGAGCACUCUUCUCAGAGUCCCCCAAGCACGGAACCCACCGGCAGCCAGCCUGACAGGCACUCCACCCCCAGCCUGGACCCGGCGUGCAGAUCCUGAGAGAAAAAUUAAAGGCUUUAAGGC
Propithecus coquereli (Coquerel's sifaka) is the source of this 1686-nucleotide messenger RNA. It is a transcript of the gene TSGA10IP, whose product is annotated as testis specific, 10 interacting protein. The record is from RefSeq and is a predicted model, not a curated record. The transcript has 8 exons. The coding region runs from base 1 to 1662 and encodes 553 amino acids. Gene Ontology annotation, biological process: cilium organization. NCBI's taxonomy places the organism in Eukaryota, Metazoa, Chordata, Mammalia, Primates, Indriidae. Gene Ontology annotation, cellular component: ciliary basal body; cilium; photoreceptor connecting cilium.